Molecule: messenger RNA, 1107 nt
Organism: Erigeron canadensis
Lineage: Eukaryota; Viridiplantae; Streptophyta; Magnoliopsida; Asterales; Asteraceae
Exons: 1
Coding region: 1-1107 (368 amino acids)
Source: RefSeq, a predicted model, not a curated record
AUGGAGGGGCUACAUAUAGCUAUCGACAACUUGAUUAAAGGUAACAUCUUUAAAUGUGCUAAUGUUAAUCAGGUUCCCGUGUCUCACCUUUUUUAUGCAGACGAUGUCAUGUUUAUUGGCGAAUGGAAGGGUGAUAAUGUUACUGUUUUAACCAAGGCUCUUAGUUACUUCUUCUGCAUUUCUGGAUUGAAAAUAAAUCUUGAAAAAUCGUCUAUCAUUGGCAUUGGAGUAGAGAGUAAUGUUGUGAAUCAGAUGGCUACUUCUGUUGGAUGCAAAGCUGAGUCUGUGCCUUUCAAGUAUCUUGGAAUUCCCAUUGGGGGUAGCCCAGCGAGAAUAAGUACGUGGGAUCCGAUCAUAUCCAAAUUCAAGAAGAAACUUUCUUGCUGGAAAGCAAAUCUUUUAUCUAUCGGAGGGAGGUCUACUCUAAUUUCUUUUGUUCUUGGUUCUCUUGGGACUUAUUUUUUAUCUCUGUUCCGUAUGCCUAAAAAAGUAAACAGAAUGCUAGAAGCUUUUAGAGCGAUGUUUUUUUGGGGUGUGCGUUCACAAAAUAACAGAAAAAUCCAUUGGAUCAAAUGGGGUUCUGUUUUAGCUUUGAAAGAUGAUGGUGGAGUUGGAUUUGGUAGUUUAGAGGCGAUGAAUUACGCUCUAUUAUACCGCUGGAGAUGGAGGGCUCUUAGCAAUCCUAAUAAUCUUUGGGUUCGUGUUGUCGCGGCCAUUCAUGGUGAUGGUUGUUUUGUAAACCUCUCGGCUAGUAAUGGUGGUUUAUGGAGUAGAAUUGUUGACAUGGUGAAGCUUAUGCAUGAUAUCCCCACAAUUACUUCUAAGGUUAUCACUCGCAAAAUUGGCAAUGGUAUGAGAACUAAAUUUUGGCAUGACAUCUGGUGCGGUGAUGAUAGUCUUGGCACCAGGUACCCGAGACUAUACGCUUUGGAUUGUGAUAAAACAUGUAGUGUUUAUAGUCGUUGGAAAAAUGGUGGGUGGAGCUGGAAUUGGCGUCAUGAGAUUAGAUCAGCUCGUGAAUCUGAGAUGGUUCAACACUUGACAAAUGCUUUGCCUACUGAUUUGUGUCUUCGAGAUGAGGAUGGAUGGAUGGAUGUGGAAUCUUAA